Acanthamoeba castellanii str. Neff is the source of this 537-nucleotide messenger RNA. RefSeq lists its product as uncharacterized. The record is from RefSeq and is a predicted model, not a curated record. Lineage: Eukaryota; Discosea; Longamoebia; Acanthamoebidae. Bases 1 to 537 code for a protein of 178 amino acids. The transcript has 2 exons.
AUGGCUGCCUCCGAUACCCUUUCGUUCGUCCUCCUUUCCGCUUUCCUCAUCUGCGCCUUCGUCCCUUACGCGUCGACAACUUCUGUCAACAUCACCCGCCCGGCCUAUGUCGCCUUCCGCGACGUCAACACCUGCAUGCAGGCAGCCAUCGCCAUCGUGAAGAACACUGACUGCAACCCGCAAGUCUCUUGCUCCUCGGACCGGACCAUCUACCUGACUUCGUGCUCGACCACAAACUACGAGCUCCUCGGCUUCAACGCCACCUACUACCUCGACUAUCAGUACAACACCAACUACGUCGCCCAGGGGCUUUCCAUCUACUACUCUUCCACGCAGCUCUUGUGGACCUUCGCGACUUCCGACGACCUGCUCAACUUCUACUCUGCAGCGAUCUACAACAGCACGUGGGUCCCUCUCCCUUGUGAUGACCACCCCCAUCAACGGCAAUUCCUGCACGUUCACCACCUCGACGCUCCUCCCCUUCGACAACUUCAAGUCCGGAACCGGCAUCGUCUCCAACUCAGCCUCCGGAGCUGA